Messenger RNA from Humulus lupulus (European hop), 1504 nucleotides. RefSeq names its product ceramide synthase LOH2. Gene Ontology annotation, biological process: ceramide biosynthetic process. Gene Ontology annotation, molecular function: sphingosine N-acyltransferase activity. The coding region runs from base 339 to 1205 and encodes 288 amino acids. NCBI's taxonomy places the organism in Eukaryota, Viridiplantae, Streptophyta, Magnoliopsida, Rosales, Cannabaceae. Gene Ontology annotation, cellular component: endoplasmic reticulum; membrane. The transcript has 6 exons. The record is from RefSeq and is a predicted model, not a curated record.
AAGCACUCAAUUUAAGAGAGAGAGAGAGAGCGAGGAAAACAAACUCACCAAGCUGUCCAUUCCAACCCCGCGUUUACGCAGCUCGCACCUGCUUUGUUAUUAGUACUUAUUUUGUUCUUAAAAAAUAAAAUAAUUUUUUUUUUUAAUUUAAAAAAUAAAAAUAAUCAUAAUAAUAAUCUUCUCCAAGAUCUCAGCUUUCCCAAUUUCUUUCUUCUCCGAUAAGAUAAUUAGGGUUAAUUAGGAUCUGUCAGGAGGGGUAACCCCUCCAUUUCUAACGCCUUUCGAUUUACUCCCGGAUUGAUGCUUUUCUCCACUCCAAUUCUGCUUUGAACUCUCCCAUGGAGUCGAUCUGGAGCUACAAUGGCGCCCCAGAUGCUUGGCAUUCUCUGGUCGCCAUUUACUUCGCUUUCAGCUUCGUCGUCGCCAGGUUCUUCCUUGACAGAUUCAUCUUCCGCAGGCUGGCCUUCCGGUUGUUGAGCAAUGGAUCUGUUCCCUCAAAGAUAAAUGAGGGUAUGCAAGCAAAGAUUGCAAAAUGCUCGGAGUCUAUGUGGAAGUUAACAUACUAUGCCACUGUCGAAGCAUGCAUCCUCAAAAUUUCCUAUAAUGAACCAUGGUUCCGAGAUACAAAUGAGUUCUUUAGAGGCUGGCCAAAUCAGGAGCUAAAGCUUCCAUUAAAGCUCUUCUAUAUGUGCCAAUGUGGAUUCUACAUGUACAGUAUAGCCGCCCUUCUUGCGUGGGAGACUCGAAGGAAGGAUUUUGCAGUGAUGAUGUCUCAUCACGUAAUAACAGUUAUCCUGAUCGGGUUCUCAUAUUUUACAAGGUUUUUCCGGAUAGGAUCAAUGAUCCUUGCCCUGCAUGACGCAAGUGAUGUGUUUAUGGAAGCUGCCAAAGUUUUCAAGUAUUCAGAAAAGGAGCUUGGAGCAAGUGUGUUUUUUGGAUGUUUUGCUGUUUCGUGGCUCAUACUGCGGCUGAUAUAUUUUCCCUUUUGGAUCAUUAAAUCCUCAAGCUACGAUCUUUGCAAGUACUUGAAACUCUCAGAGGCGUUUCACAGAUUCAUGUACUACGUUUUCAAUACUAUGUUACUUAUGCUACUUGUCUUCCACAUAUACUGGUGGGUCCUCAUAUGCGCAAUGAUCCGUAGACAGCUGAAAAAUAGAGGAAAAGUUGGAGAAGAUAUUAGAUCUGAUUCAGAAGACGAUGAUUAAAAGAAAGAUUUUGUACUGGUAUUUCGUUUUUUGGUCCUUCCUUGGCAACCUUUACAAUGAAAGAUUUUGUUCUAAAGAAGUGGCUGUUGCGUGUAGGGAAGGAAGGGCUUUCAUUAUUAUUAAUUUUUUUUUAAUGAUUCUUGAGAUAGUCCUGAGAUGAUCAGAGAUAAACUUUUCGGUGUAUAAAUAAUAGGCAAUUCAUGUAUUUUUGUUCUGGAAUUACUGGUCAGUCAUAUGGGAAAUUCAAAUAUAUUGGAAUUAAUUCAUUUUUUGAAUGUAAACAUAUUUCUUUAGAUUUA